AUGGUUUCCAAGAUGAAAACUAUCCAGGGCGCCAGAUGUUCAGGUUCACUGAAGCAAAAGCAUCUGCAGGGACCCCCGCGGAGAGAACAGAGCCUGGAGGAAAAGGCAGACAUGCUGUUGCCAUGGAGAUACCAGGGCCCCGAGCACGUCGUAUGGGAUGUUUUCAAACUGUGGGCGUGGAUGGUGCUGUUCUCUGAUUUCCUUGCCCAGCACGGGGCCGAGGGCUGGACUUACCAUUAUUCUGAGAAGCCCAUGAACUGGGCCGAGGCCCGGAAGUUCUGCCAAAAGAACUACACGGAUCUGGUGGCUAUCCAGAACAAGGAGGAGAUUGAGUACCUGAACGAACACCUGCCCCGCCACAGAAACUACUACUGGAUCGGGAUCCGGAAGGUGGGGGAUGUCUGGAUGUGGGUGGGCACCAACAAGUCCCUCACGCCAGAAGCCGAGAACUGGGGCCAAGGGGAGCCCAACGGCAAGACGCUGAAUGAGGACUGUGUGGAGAUCUACAUCAAGAGGGAGAAAGACUCGGGCAAAUGGAAUGAUGACGGCUGUCACAAGAAGAAGGUGGCCCUCUGCUACACAGCGUCUUGCCAGGAGGGGUUAUGCAGCAGCCGUGGAGAAUGCGUGGAGGCCAUCAACAAUUACACGUGCCACUGUGACUCAGGGUACCACGGUCCCGAAUGUCAGUUUGUGGUUCAGUGCCAGGCCUUGGAGGCGCCGGAGAUGGGGACUAUGACCUGUGACCACCCCCUGGGCAACUUCUACUUCCGUUCACACUGCACCUUCAACUGCUCCGAGGGGACCGAAGUCCGGGGGGCCACGGCCACUACCUGCGGCCCCUGGGGACAGUGGUCAUCGCAGCCACCAACCUGUCGGGUGUCUUGUCAGCCGGGAUCAUGCAGCGGCCAUGGAACAUGUGUGGAAACCUUCAACAACAUCACGUGCCACUGUGAUCUGGGGUACCACGGUCCCCAAUGUCAGUUUGUCACUCAGUGUGAACCCCUACGGGCUCCGGAGCUGGGGACCAUGGACUGUAGCCACCCCCUGGCCACCUUCAGCCCCAAUUCUGCCUGCACCUUCACGUGCUCCGAAGGAAGUGAACUGAUCGGGGUGAACAGAACCGUCUGUGAAUCUUCUGGAAACUGGACAUACCCCAGUCCAAUAUGUCAAAAACUAGACAGAAGCUUCUCGCAGAUUAAGGAUGGAGACUACAAGCCCCUCUUCAUCCCGCUGGGCGUGCUGGUCACUGCGUUUGUGGGGCUGGUGUUUCUUCUCUGGUUGGCCAGGAGGCUCCGAAAAGGUCAAAAGUCUCGGCAAAACUUGAAUGUCCCCUACUAAGGCCUCGUCUGCGGGAGCAAGUUCCAGUCCAGCCCCACCAAGGAAGACGAAG
Molecule: messenger RNA, 1390 nt
Organism: Sorex fumeus (smoky shrew)
Lineage: Eukaryota; Metazoa; Chordata; Mammalia; Eulipotyphla; Soricidae
Gene: SELL
Product: selectin L
Exons: 11
Coding region: 1-1338 (445 amino acids)
Biological process (GO): leukocyte tethering or rolling; response to cytokine; heterophilic cell-cell adhesion
Cellular component (GO): external side of plasma membrane; membrane
Molecular function (GO): oligosaccharide binding; sialic acid binding
Source: RefSeq, a predicted model, not a curated record